Molecule: messenger RNA, 420 nt
Organism: Penicillium mononematosum
Lineage: Eukaryota; Fungi; Ascomycota; Eurotiomycetes; Eurotiales; Aspergillaceae
Exons: 1
Coding region: 1-420 (139 amino acids)
Source: RefSeq, a predicted model, not a curated record
AUGCAAACCCUCUAUAACGCUCUAAUUCGCACUCAUCACAUCACCUCCCGCAAAAAAGUAGCCGCCCUCAAACGCGCUGCAGACACACACCAAUGCGCCGUCCUCCUGCGCUCCGGUGGAUGUCCAGGGAUCAUGUACGUGGAGGGCGGGAAGGAGCCGGUGGAGAGCUGGAUAGAUGUUGUGCGUCGAUUACGAUAUAAGGAUUUUCAGUUGGUUACGAGGCCGGGGGUUGUGGAGGAGGAGGAGUUGGAUGGACGUGGGAAACAGGGGACUGGGAACCGGAAUGGGGAGAAGGGAGACGGGAAAGAGUUGGGUCUCGCAGUGGGACUAGAUGAGGUGGAGAGUGUCAAGGAGUUUGGGGCCAUUAUGGCGAAAAGGGGGGUGUGGAAUUGGUGGAGGAGGGGGAUGGGGUAUGCUUGA